AUGGCUGGUCUCCAGCAGAGCGAUCAUGUGGUUGCGAUUAAUGGUGUCCCCACGAUGGGGAUGCCACAUGCCAGGGCCGUCCAGAUAAUCGACUAUGCCUCCUACAUUCUCACAAUCACUGUCAGCAGAUACGAAAAGCAGUUGCGCAUAGAAACCUUCUACUUGGACAAUUAUGCCCUGCGCUCGCAACAGGAGCCACAAGAAAUCGCGACCACCGAACUGCAGCUUGUCUGGGAGAAAGAGAAUACACCCGUGCCUGAGCCGGAACCGGAGCCAAUGCUUGUCUGGGAGAAAGAGAAUACACCCGUGCCUGAGCUGGAACCGGAGCCAAUGGUCAUUCCAAGCGACCCAGGGAUUACGCCGAUCUCUAUCCACUGCCUCAUGCGCGAAUAUGAAGUACCUCCAAUAGACCCAGCUCUGAAGAGUAAGUACAACUAG
Messenger RNA from Protopolystoma xenopodis, 438 nucleotides. NCBI's taxonomy places the organism in Eukaryota, Metazoa, Platyhelminthes, Monogenea, Polystomatidea, Polystomatidae. The record is from the annotation of a GenBank genome assembly.